Molecule: messenger RNA, 5234 nt
Organism: Eublepharis macularius
Lineage: Eukaryota; Metazoa; Chordata; Lepidosauria; Squamata; Eublepharidae
Gene: SH3BGR
Product: SH3 domain binding glutamate rich protein
Exons: 5
Coding region: 466-936 (156 amino acids)
Cellular component (GO): cytoplasm
Source: RefSeq, a predicted model, not a curated record
CCUCCACAGGGCUUUGACAGGGAGAACAGCGCAACAGGGUCAACUGUUUCUGUGAUUAUACAACAACUUAAAAAACUCUUUAAAAACGUUAGUAGGUAGUUUAAUGUGGAAACGUUCAGUAAAAUGGGAUUGUUCAAGAGAACUCGUUUUAGAAAAGGUAUAGGGCUGUCACCCUGUCACUCUAAAGUGAUGAGUCUGGGGGCAGGUGUCAGUCCCUCUGCAAUGGAUACUGUUACCAGCCAAUCGCCUGGUGGCUUAGCCGUUCUCAAAAUACCCAAGAACCAAUGAACUGGAACAGGGACGAAUGACAGGGCUCCAGCUGGACCGAUGUGAAGUGGAUAUUCAGUUGGGAUUCUUCUCUCGGCUUGUGGAGCUGCUGCAUGCCUGGGUCACUGUUCCUGUUCUUGUGACUACUUGACACAGCAGGCGUGCUGGGGCUGUUAGUUCCCUGUGGCUGUCAUCAAAAUGGUGAUCAAAGUGUUUGUAGCAACAUCCUCAGGGUCUACAGCGAUUAAGAAGAAACAGCAAGAGGUAGUGGGCUUUUUAGCAGCCAACAAGAUUGACUUUAAAGAACUGGACAUAGCCUGUGAUGAAGACAACAGGAAAUGGAUGAGAGAGAAUGUUCCAGGUGAAAAGAAGCCCCAAAAUGGAAUCCCUCUUCCUCCACAAAUCUUCAAUGAAGAACAAUAUUGUGGGGACUUUGAUUCCUUUUUCUGUGCAAAAGAAGAAAAUAUUAUUUAUUCAUUCCUAGGCCUUGCUCCUCCACCAGGAUCAAAGGUACUCAUUUUACUGACCUCGGAAGGAUGGAAAGCUGAGUCAACCUUGAGCCAACUACCUGAACCCAGCUUCUGCCAGGAUCGAUCUCAGAUUGUGAACAGAGCUUGGACUGCAGUACUGCACCUUACCACUCUGCACCAUGGGGCUCCUAUACAAUGAAUUAAUCACAGCUUAUUGUUUUGAGGUUUUAUUUUUCAGUGGGUGCAUCCCAAACCAUGAAUAUCAACACAAAUUUGACAUUUACUUCAAGGGGACAUGGAUUGCACCUUUCAUUCCAGAGGAGAUUAUUUCCGAGUAACAAACAGUGCAAUCCUAAAAAGAUUAACUCCAGUCCAAGCCCACUGAAAUCAGUGGAUUUAGACUGGAGUAAAUCUUUUUAGGAUUGCACCCUUAGAAUCUCAGUCUUAAAUAAUGAAAUACUACAUAAUAGCAACAAUAACACCUUUAAUAGAGGGGGGGGGGAAUGAGGUUCUGAUUUCUGACAACUUGCAACAGAAAUACAACAAUAAAAAUCCUGAGAAAACUAGGCAACUCUGACUCCACAUAAUUUCUUGAGUGCUGAGAAAUCUUAAAGAAAAAAGAAUACUUUUGUAGGUUGCAAGGAGGAAAGAUGAUUGGAAAAGGGUACAACGGGUCAGAAUGUGCUGUGGUUUCAAAGAUGCCUGAGAAGUUAUGAGUUAAUGUGCACUGCUAAGUGAGAAAUUUCUUCCUGAUAGGUUGCCCUGCUUUUACUACAAAGAUGUAAUUUGAAACAUAGUGAAAAUAUGGGACAACUGGCUGUGAUGAAAGGAAGUAGUGACACCUCUGUGGUCAAGAAGAUUCUUUAUGACUCUUGCACUAGUUCUGCAGGUUUUCCAUCUUAUAAUAAACAAGGAGAUGAACUGAUAAAAGGGGAAAAAAGUAAACCAUUUAAAGUAAUACUGUAGAACACAAGGAAUGGCCACUUAUAAUGCUGCAAUAGUAAAGGAUAUUUAUAUUAGAGAUGGGCACGAACAGCAAUUCGAACAAAAAAAAAGCCACGAACAUCCUAAUCUGCUGUUCACGAGCAAGCUGUUCAUGAGGCCCUGUUCCCGGUGAACAUGUGUUCAUUCCAAGCCCUCUUUGUGGCGUUCAUCAGCCGUUCGUAAUGCCAGACAGUCUGGCACCUUUCAAUUAAUUCCCCUGGCAACAUAGGCAUGGACGGUCUGAACUCUGUCUGAACACCUUCUGGCUUGUAACCCCUCAAAGUAGCUUCCAGCAGACAGUCCAGUUUUUUCCACUGUGAAAAGAAAAUGACUGGAAAGGGAGGGUCCCAUGGAUCAUGACUUUCCCAGGGAACAAUCUUUCUGAAACUUGGGGGGUCUUCAGAGGAUAGUGAGGACUAUGUCCCCUGCUAAUUUGGUGGGUAUUGGACAUUGGGAAGGUCAUUUUGUAACCCCUCAAACUAGCUUCCAGUAGACAGUCCAGUUUUUGCCACUGUGAAGAGAAAAUGACAUGAAAGGGGGAGACCCAUGGAUCAUGCCUUUCUCGGGAUGCAAUCUCUCUGAAACUUGGGGGUGGGUGGGUCUUCAGAGGACAGUGAGGACUAUUUCCCCUGCAAAUUUGGUGGGUAUUGGACAUUGGGAAGGUCAGUUUGUAACUCCUCAAUUAGCUUCCAGCAGACAGUCCAGUUUUUGCCACUGUGAAGAGAACAUGACAUGAAAGGGGGAGACCCAUGGACUCCCCUUUCCCAAGCUCAAGUUCAGCUAAGUCCCAAGGGGGCCGUUCUGGCUCCCACGAACCUCCAACUAUGAACAUGUUUGUGAACAUUUCAUGCCCGUCGAUGUUUGUGAAUCCCUGUUCGUGGAUGGCAACGAACAACGAACAUCGUGUUUGUUUUUUCCUGUUCAUGCUCAUCUCUAUUUAUAUGUAGGAUUUGUGCUCACUUCUUACUCAAUUAGAGCCACAGAUUUUAGAAUAUUCACAUUCCUUGAAAUACAAAGUAGCCCCAUUAAAAAAAUAAAUAAAGGGGGAGGGGCUGGUUUUUAAAAUGCACCAGUAUAUUUCUAGCACAUUUUUCUGGGUCUUUUGCGCUUCAUAAAAAUAAAAUGUUGAAGGUUACUUGCAUGUCAAUACAGGAACCUGCUACAGGUUUUGUUUAACUUAAAUAUCAUAAAAUAACUCUUUAGAAAUCAAUGUAGUAUGGUAACAGUGAGUUGUGAUCUUUUAGUAUGAAAUUGGAAAAUGAGGAAAGAAAUGAGUAACUUUAAAGUGAAUGUUAUAGAGAUAUUUGUAUUAUAUUAAUGUAAUUAUCAAUAUAACUUAGCUUUUAAUUAUUGCUUCUUUAUAGUUAUACUAAAAUUAUUUGCAUCCUAUCAUGGGUUAUGUGUAACUUUUCUAGAAACAAAAAAGUAUAUUUUAAAAAUGUGCACAUUCAGACAAGGGCCAGUUACAUUAUCCUCAUAUUGGACCAGGGCCAAUCAGAGAGGUGAGGAAGAAGAGCCAUUUGGCCUGGGCCGUCCAAUUGAAAUUGGGCUUCACAUUUAGACAACUGUUAAUUUUUUAGUAUUUAUUUCACAACUUGUUUUUAUGUUAAUCAGAUGGUAUCAUUUUUUAUUUUUACUGUGGCCAGUGGCCUGAAAAGCUGGAAGUGGCCAUGGCCUCUGUACACAUUGGACAGGGCAUAGUCUAAUUGCAUCUGUGCCUCUGAGGAUAGUGACAUUCAGCUUAAGUCUGCAGUUUUAUACAGAAAUACAUGCACUUUAGGUUGCCAACAAUCUGGAGGGGAAAAAUGUCUUUCCUGUUUAACAGAGGCUUAAUGUGUACAAAUGGAUGGAUGAAGCUUUUCAUGGCACAGAAGUAAACAACAUUUCACUAAGCCUUUUUUAAAGGGGUAGGACAUUUUUUGCAGGUUGUUGGCAACCCAACAUGCAUUGCAGCAAGGAAAAAAGUGUGAAUGGUAUUAUUCAUAAUAUUUUCUGGUUGGCCAUCCAGAGAUUCAGAAACCUGGUACAAGUACAUUUAAUACUGUCUGAUUUUCACAUAUGCAUACCAACAUUGGAAAAAGUUUUGUAAGGUGCAUAUCAGAUAUGCCACUUUGUAAGUCUUACUUGGAAGUAAGUCUUGAAUUAGUUGGAAUAGUAUUGUAAUAUAUAAAUUAAUACAUGCACACACAUCCCUUGUGUUAGCUAUUUUAAAUCCUGGAGUAAGUAAAAUGUUUUUGAGUUAAAAAAAUAAAUAUAAAAACAAUUGCUACUACAGAAACGUCUUGUAUUAAAAUUUAAUGAACUUCUAAAAUCAUUCCAUUAUAAUUCUCUCCCAUAUGAACUCAAUAAUACAGAAGUAAUGAUGCAAGUGUAUGAAAGCUUUCAGAAAGUUCUGGUGGUAUUUCUUCAAAGUAAGCCCCACAAGUCCUCUGCCUGACCAAAUCUACCUGACUAAAAGUCAGAAAUGGCGACAUGGAACCUACUAGCAAUUUUAGGAAACAUUCAUACAUUUGGUUGUUGUGGGUUUUCCGGGCUGUAUUGCCGUGGUCUUGGCAUUGUAGUUCCUGACGUUUCGCCAGCAGCUGUGGCUGGCAUCUUCAGAGGUGUAGCACCAAAAGACAGAGAUCUCUCAGUGUCACAGUGUGGAAAAGAUGUUGGCAGGUCAUUUGUAUCUACUCAGGAGGGGUGGGGUUGAGCUGAGUCAUCCUGUAAGAGUUUCCCAGGGUGUGGAAUGCUAAUGGCGGGAGGCUUCACUGUAUCCUGAGGAGGUUCUUUUGCAUAUGGAUUGGUACUUGAUACCUCCACAAUACAUUCAUACAUUUCUUUCAAAUGCAGUACAGUCUGAGGUUACAACCCAGUGAAUGUUCGAAUAUCUUUAAAUCCUCCAGUUUAUUGAAAGCCAGUUUGGCGGUAUGGUAUGAAUGGGACUCUAAUCUGGAGAACUGGGUUUGAUUCCUCACUCCUCCACUUGAAGCCAGCUGGAUGACCUUGGGUCAGUCACAGCUUCUAGCUCUCUCAGCCCCACCCACCUCAUAGGGUGUUUUGUUGUGGGGAUAAUAAUAACAUACUUUGUAAACCGCUCUGAGUGGGUGUUGUCAUCCUGAAGGGCGGUAUAUAAAUAGAAUGCUAUUAUUAUUAUUAUUAUAAAGACCUGUCCAUUGUGGCUUCUUCUAACUAGUUGCUUCCUAGUUCUGUGGUUUUACCUUCCUUUCCCACUUGCUGUGGCAAACUGGGCUCUUUAGGUUACUUUCAUAGUAGCUGAGGGAAUGGGAUCAGCAACAAGACAAGGAAGGGAAAGGGGAAGAUUGAUUUGUCUUUUGCUGCUUCCGGGGAUUUAAAAGUUUAUGAACAUUUUCCAGGUUGCAGCUUAGCAGCUGUGCAUCUCAGUUUGAAGCUGGUGUGCAGAACCUCAGAACUGCCUAUGAAGUUAAGAUGUUCUCUAUUUGAUCCAUUUUUUUCCAUAGAGGAAAAAAAGAAAUUUUUAUUCUUGAGAUUUUUGAAUGUUUGUUUUCC